Messenger RNA from Stylophora pistillata, 1854 nucleotides. RefSeq names its product von Hippel-Lindau-like protein. The record is from RefSeq and is a predicted model, not a curated record. Lineage: Eukaryota; Metazoa; Cnidaria; Anthozoa; Scleractinia; Pocilloporidae.
CUUAGAAUUUUGUCUUCAAAGAUUAUCAAACGGAAGUCAAGUGACUGACUUUAGAGACCUGUCCUCUGAGCCAGGGACGAUCUGUGGUAUCAUACAUGAACGUUAAAGUUAUCGUAAACCAAGAUGGAGGUUACAGAAUCCUCUGCAAAUGCUUCUCCGAGAUCUGUACACUCGAGAACUGGUACGCCAGUGAGGUUCACCAAUCAUUCAAGAAGUCGAGUUAAAGUUUUUUGGCUCGACUAUCAGGGAAGCCAGGUUUUUUAUUCUACACUUGAACCCUCAAACGGUUUUUACGAUGUGAACACUUACGUUACUCAUCCCUGGAUUGCAGUUGACGAACAAACGAACCAGCCAAUGUUAUUGAACUUUGAAAAGAUCUAUUAUCCUUUAGCCCCCGAAUAUCGAGAAAUGCAUGAUGGAGAGAUGAUGGAGAUUGUUAGUAGAGAAGUCGUCAUCACUUCAGCCGUGCCAUAUACUCUUCAGGAAAACUGUAAAGACUUAGUGAAGAAGACCGUUUCGCCACAGAAUGCCAAACAACUUCCCCUGCCUCAAAGAGUCGUCAGGGAAAUUUGGAAUGACCAUUAAAUGUUUCUUCAGGUUUUAAUGUCACCCAAUUGUUAGGAUUGGUUGAUGUCAAAGAAAACACCAAGUAACGUUGUAAACUAAUAGGUAGUUCAUUAGCUAAUGAUUAGUGCAUUGUUAGUAGUUUACUCUUGGUAAUGUUAGUUCAUUUGUAAAUUUAUUUCAAUUUAUGUUUUCCAGGGACAGGUGUUGUAAAUAACACUAAAAUCAAAUGAAAAAGAACUUGUUCUCUGAGACUCAGAAACAAAACCUUUAAAUUCCAUUUGUCAGUCCUGCAAACAAAAUCAGUUAAAUGCAUGAAGAACACCAUUCAACUUCAGUUAGGUAACCAAAACUAGGAAUAUUUUCUUUACAUUUUAAUAAAUAUUCAUUUGGUAAUCUGCACUGUACAACUUUGUAAACUGUAAAUUUUGUAACAGUAUAAACUAUUUGUUAAGUUUAAAUUACAUUUUAAACCAAAACAUGAAAAUACCAAGGGACAAAUACCAUGCACACCAUCUGGUUCUUAAUGAUAACAAUCACUAUUAGUAUAUACCACACAGGCGAAUAAUGCUUUCUGCACAUGUUGAUUUGCUGGUUCAGAAGUGAAUAUCAAUUACUGUCCACCACUGAGAAGCCAAAGAGACAAAAUCAUACACCAGCACUUUAAUUUCCGACCGUUUUUUGCUAAAUUGCCAGAAAUAAACUAAUUUUUUGGUUUCUGUGUGUACAUACUAAUUAAACAAUUAUUUACACCUGUGUUGAUGAAAGUGGUUAAAAUUAACCUCACUGCUUUGUACCUCGGUAAAUAUUCACCACUAGUCACCUCCACUUUGGUGAACAAUACUGAUUUUAAUAUUGCUAUAAUUAUUAUUGUCUAUUUCUCAAUUUCCACUAGUCCCCCAAUUCUGCCUUCAGCAGAUUGCACAUUUUUGUAUUACCAUUAUUUACUUCAACUCUCCUCAUCCAAAAUCCCCUACAAGCAUAUUUAGAAAGUGUACUUUUUAGUAAAAAAUGCAAUUAAUGGUGAAUAAGAAAUGCAAACUAAAUGCUACAGGUUGACUGGUAUGAAUUUUUUUUUUUUUUCAACUCCCUGAUACCAGCUGGCAUUUUGUAAAAUGCCACAAUACAGUGAUUGCUUAAAACAUCUGCCUGAGCUACAAUAUCUUCCUUUCAUUAAAUCAGCCAUAUUUCAAGCUACAAUGUACUAUUCAGUGGUGUAGAAGAGCAGCCACUUUGUCCAAAUCUUAGACUGACCUUUAAACUCCCAUUGUUGACCAAGAUCGAAUUUCU